AUGGGACUUUUAGCAGUAGAUGAUAGGGCCACAGUCCACACCUUUUGCUGCAUAUUUUGUCUCUCUUCUUCCGUGGAGAAAAUCAACAACAUGAACUGCAUUUACAAGGAUCCUAAUCAACCGAUCGAAGAGAGAGUCAAAGACUUGCUUUCCCGAAUGACUCUUAGGGAGAAGAUUGGCCAAAUGUGUCAGAUUGAGAGAAGAGCCGUCGCUUCUCACGACAUCAUCAGAGACUUCGGGAUCGGAAGCAUACUCAGUGCUGGUGGAAGUGGACCGUCCACGCAAGCUCGACCAUCGGAUUGGGCGGAUAUGGUGGACGGAUUUCAGAAAGCUGCACUACAGACGAGAUUUGGCAUCCCGCUCAUCUACGGAAUCGACGCAGUCCACGGCCACAACACUGUCUAUGGAGCAACUAUAUUUCCUCACAAUAUCGGCAUUGGAGCCACCAGAGACGCAGAUUUGGCACUAAAGAUUGGUGCUAUUACUGCUUUGGAAGUUAGAGCUACUGGAAUUCAGUUCGUGUUUGCUCCUUGUGUCGCAGUAUGUAGGGAUCCUCGAUGGGGAAGAGCCUUUGAAAGCUACAGUGAAGACACUGAAGUUGUUAGACAGAUGACUUCGACAUUGUUGGGUUUGCAGGGGAAGCCACCACAAAACCAUCCAAAGGGUUUUCCUUUUGUUGCUGGGAGAACUAAUGUAAUCGCUUGUGCCAAGCAUUUUGUUGGUGAUGGGGGCACUGAAAAUGGUAUAAACGAGGGGAACACAGUUGCAACAUAUGAUGACUUGGAAUGUAUCCACAUGGCCCCUUAUGUGGAUUGUAUUUCGCAAGGAGUUUGCACUGUUAUGGCAUCUUACUCCAGCUGGAAUGGGAGCAGACUGCACUCCAAUCACUUUCUUCUAACUGAGAUUUUGAAAGAUAAACUGGGAUUUAAGGGGUUUGUGAUUUCAGACUGGGAAGGACUUGAUCGUCUUUCUAAUACCCAGUCAGAUUACCGCAAUUGCAUUAAAUCUGCAGUUAAUGCUGGCAUUGAUAUGGUGAUGGUUCCUUUUAAGUACACAGCGUUUGUUGAAGGUAUGUUACAAUUAGUGCAAUCAGAAGAGAUACAACUGUCCAGGGUUAACGAUGCUGUUGCAAGAAUUCUUAGAGUGAAGUUUGUUUCUGGACUCUUCGAGUAUCCUAUGGCUGACAGAUCUCUGCUAGACAGAAUCGGCUGUAAGCUACAUAGAGACUUGGCACGGGAAGCAGUCCGUAAGUCCCUUGUGCUAUUAAAAAAUGGAAAGGACCCAAAUAAACCAUUCAUUCCACUAGAUAGGAAUCCAAAAAAGAUUCUGGUUGCUGGAACUCAUGCUGAUGAUCUUGGAUAUCUAUGUGGGGGAUGGACAGCUACCUGGUGUGGGGGAAGUGGUAGAAUCACAAUUGGUACUACUAUUUUGGAUGCGAUUAAAGAGGUUGUGGGAAGCAAUACAGAGGUUGUUUAUCAAUUAAAUCCAACUGCAGAAUCACUUGAUGGUCAAGAUUUCUGUUACGCGAUUGUGGCUGUUGGUGAACCUCCUUACAUUGAGUCUCUUGGGGAUGACCCAGUGCUUAAGAUUCCUUUCAAUGGAGAAGAGAUUGUUAAUUUAGUGGCUGACAGAAUCCCUACUCUGAUGAUUCUGGUAUCAGGAAGACCCAUGGUCUUAAAUCCUUGUGUUAUAGAUAAAUUAAAUGCACUUGUUGCCGCCUGGUUGCCUGGAAGCGAAGGUGGGGAUGGAAUUGCAGACGUCCUAUUUGGUGAUUUUGAAUUCCAAGGGAAACUUCCUUUAACAUGGUUCAAAAAUGUUGAACAAUUACCUAUGCACGUUGGGGAGAAUUCUUAUGAUCCUCUUUUUCCCCUUGGCUUUGGACUGACAACAAAGAUGCUGCUUCCAAGUUGAUUUGAUUAUUUGCACGGACUUCACACGGAGGGGUUGGUUCUUCCUCAUUGAGUCUCAGUGCUGACUCAUUCUAAAGUAAUUUGUUGCUGCUGGAGGUUUUGAUAUUGUACUGUAUAUAUAUUUAUAUUAUUGUUCUAUAUAUGUUAUAUUAUCAAUAAGUAUUGAAACACAAUAAAAGGAGUGAAAUCUUUUAUAGAUUGUGAUGAAUAUAUUUAAUCAUAAUAUGA
Impatiens glandulifera is the source of this 2138-nucleotide messenger RNA. Its product is annotated as beta-glucosidase BoGH3B-like. The record is from RefSeq and is a predicted model, not a curated record. Gene Ontology annotation, biological process: glucan catabolic process. The transcript is spliced from 10 exons. Lineage: Eukaryota; Viridiplantae; Streptophyta; Magnoliopsida; Ericales; Balsaminaceae. Bases 1 to 1911 code for a protein of 636 amino acids. Gene Ontology annotation, molecular function: beta-glucosidase activity.